This is a messenger RNA of Heterostelium album PN500, 7749 nucleotides long. Its product is annotated as HEPN domain-containing protein. Gene Ontology annotation, molecular function: Hsp70 protein binding. The record is from RefSeq and is a predicted model, not a curated record. The transcript is spliced from 7 exons. NCBI's taxonomy places the organism in Eukaryota, Evosea, Eumycetozoa, Acytosteliales, Acytosteliaceae. Bases 1 to 7749 code for a protein of 2582 amino acids.
AUGUUUUUAGGGCAUGAUGUGAGUUUAGAUGGUAAUGCUGUCGAACCUUACUAUAAACGUAUCAAUGGUAUUCUCAAAAAAUAUCAUGAAUCUACAAUAUUAAAAGAGUUAUUACAAAAUGCUGAUGAUGCAGGUGCUUCUAAAGUUAUAAUCAAGUUUGAUCGGAGAUCAUACGGUACUGAGAGUCUGCUUGGUGAGAAUAUGAAACAGAUGCAAGGACCAUCACUUCUGAUCUACAAUGAUUCGAUCUUUAAGGAGAAAGACUGGGAGGGAAUCAAAAGUUUGGGAAGUGGAUCGAAAGAGAUGGAUCUUAAAUCGGUUGGAAAGUUUGGUUUGGGUAUCAACUCUGUCUACCAUGUAUCGGACAUCCUAACUGUCGUUUCAGACACGCAAAUGCUCAUCCAAGACCCUCUUGGUUUGGUAUCGGAAAAGGGAUUACAUUUCGAUUUCGUCGAGAAUUCGAUCAGUGCCGAUUAUCCUGAUCAAGCAGAACCUUUCAAACAAUUCGGUUGUGACAUGACCAAUCAGUUCAAUGGUACCAUCAUCAGAUUACCAAUUCGUAGAGUUGGCAGUAAGAUCAAACUAUAUCCAAUCACGGAUGCAGAUUUUCAGCUAAUCUUUAACGAAUUCAUUCAACAGCUACAUGAACUGUUACUGUUCCUCAAGAAUAUUCUAGAUGUAGAAGUUUACGAUGAUAACAAACUUCUAUUUAGAGUGUCUAUAUCUAAUGCAUCAUCUAUUGAAGGCGAACGAACACUUGUUCAUGAUUAUAUAUCGAGAAUCGCCGAUACAAUGGAAGAAUAUAAUAUUCAUAAUUUCAUUGAUAUCAUCAAGAGAAGAACCGAUCUGCCAGUGGGAACAUUCACAAUGGAUCUCAAGUAUGAGAGUGCAGUCUAUGGUACUUCCAGUAUGUCAUAUUGUAUCACUCAAGGACUGGUGAAGAAGGGCUUACAGACUUUGAGAAUGAACAAUAUCACAACCAAACUCAUUCCAUGGGGUGGCGUUGCUGUUCCUUUAGGUCUGACACCACAACAAACCAAGUCAUUCCAAGGUAUACCAUUCACAUUUCUUCCGAUUGGAUCACAACGUUUCAAUAUUCCAUUCCAUUUUAAUGGUUUCUUUGUUCUCUCCGAUGCCAGAACCGACAUUCACUUCUCCACCUCCAACUAUGAAAACAGUGAAGAACACCAAGAGUUUAAAUGGAAUGAGAAUGUUCUGACCAAUAUCAUACCGGAACUAUACAAUCAUAAUCUAUUAAAAAUGAUUGAUAAUGGACUAAUCGAUAAGAAAUCAGUUUAUUGUCUAACCGAUGAUCACAAUGAAGAUAUCUGCAAUGUUUUAAUUCAACGAUCGAAAGUAACAAUUCGAAUUCCAAAUCCACUAUUACAAAAUAUGUUGGAACUAGGUUGUAAUAUCCACUUGAUCACUCCAAUGGAUAUUUGCCGAUUUUUGAAAUCAAUACCUCUCACUGAAUUCAAUGGUUCAGUUCUCAAAUAUCUGCUAUCGAAUCACCAGAUCAUUGAAGGUGGCUACUUGAAUCAAUUAUCCGUAUUCCCUUUACCUAAAGGUGGAAUCGGUUCAAUUGCUUCCAAACAUUUACGUCACCCAAAAAUGUAUUUUACCGACAAGAGUCAGUUCACCAUCUUGUCAAGCCGAAACCCAGAUUCACUAUUUGAUUUCGAAAGGAUGUUGCCAUUCACUGAUAAAAUCAUGUCACUCUCCAAAUACUAUCAUGUUUCGACAAUGGAUAUUACUAAAUUCAUUGAAAUGGUAGAGAUAUCAUUUAAAGAGAUGGUCGGAAUCAAUUUUGUUCUUUCAACUUUACCAGAUGAUUUUAAUUUCGCUGUAUUCUGGGACUACAUGCGUAAUUUCGAAACAUUCCAACUUCCCAAUUUUGCUUGUAUCCCAGUAACCACUUUACAUACCUCAUCGGCACCCAAUGCAUAUGUAGCCCCAAGCUAUCCUAAAUUAAUUCUUGACACAAUUAAUGAACCAAUCAAGUCAAUUGUUUCCAAACUUGGAUUCUACUUGGCAAAGGCGUCCACCAGGGAAAAAUACUAUUUUUCCAUUGAGAAUGUUAAUUCUGAACAAAAUUUUGUCAAUGGUAUUACUAGUACAAUGGUUUUAUCCUUGUCAUCGGAAGACAAGAAUUUAGUUCGAAAGUAUCUUCUCUCUGGUCCUAGAAAUCUAAAACAAUCAACAGCUAUCUUUGCACUUCCAAUCUUUAAUACUUCAAUUGGUGAAUUCAGUUACAUCAAUACCAAAACUACUUGCACCAUUUGGAAAGAUAUUACAAAGUACUGUAGAGGUCAGAAGUAUGUCAUCUUUGAGGAAGAUAGGAACAAUCUACAGAAAUGGCCUACCAAUCUGAACGAUCAGAAUUCCAUGUUGCUCAACAAUAUAUUGCCAUAUAUCAAUUUAUACAAACAAGAUGAACAAUUCUCAAUUGUUAAAUUGGUUCUAAGGAAUGUUGAAUAUUUCAAAACAAAACCAUUCAUUCAGAAGCAGGAAUGGGUACCAAACUCUGGUGGUACAUUGUCAAGAUUGAACCAAGUAUUCAUUCUAUCAACACCAGAGAGAGUAUCACUCUUAAAGUAUACUCAAGAAGGAUCAAGCAAGGUCAUUGUACAACAAUUGACGACGAGUGAUUUAAUAGAUAAAUGGAGAUCAAUAGGAGUGUAUUCUAUUUAUCCUGGUAAAGGUGUCAGCUCAGAUCAUAAUCUUACAAGUGAUUGUCUAAAUAAUCUGCAAAAUUUACCAAAGGAAUCAUUCAAUUCAGCAUUCAAUGAAAUUAUUAGCUUUAUGAAUCAAAAUAUGAAUCUGGUUGAUCAUAACGCAAUAUCAAUUCCAUUUAUUCCUGUUAAACAGUCAAUUAAUAUUGGUUCAAUAUCGUACAAAAGUGAGACAAAAUAUGUUUCAAUUAAUCAAUGUUACAUAGAUUCUGUUGAAGAACUGUGCUACAGUCAAUGUACAAUUGGAGAUAUCGAUACGAAAUCACUUGCAUCACUACAAAAGUAUCUACCAACUCUAAAGAUAGAAACAGUAAUCAGUCAUCUUGGAUAUCUUAUCGAACAAUCUCAAACAACAUCAUCGAAUGAUGAAGAUAAAGAAUCAAUGACUACAAUAGUAAAAAAGAUCUAUAAAUUUUUCAAUGACCAAGAAGAUAUUAAAUCACUCAUUUCAAGUAAACUUGAUUGGAUUUGGUGUGGAUCGAAAUUCGUAUCACCAAAAGAGUUCACUCCUCUCUAUGAAAAGGUCAAAAUCCCGAUGAAUCCUACUUUUAGACAAUAUUCAGCUGUUUUGGAAAUUUUGUUUUCUAAAUCCAAGGGAUUGCCUCUUUCGGAUGAAGAUCUUUCAAUUGCAAUCAAAGUUGCUAAUGAAUUGGCAAAACAACCAGUACCACAGGAACCAGGAAAGAUCUAUCUUCCAUGUACAAGCUUGAAACUUGUGGAGAUUGAAAAAAUUAUUUUCUCAGAAACUGACGAUGUACAUCAAUCACUUCAAUCACUCUCAAUUCUUCACAGAGAUUUGUCACUUAACUUUGCCCGAAAGUUGGGAAUCAAAUCAUCGACGGAUGCCAUCAAACGAGGUAAAACCAUUCUUGGAUCAGAGUUUGGUCAAUUUGAAAAACUGGUUACUCGUUUGAAAAGCAUUAAUGAAGAUUACAAGGUGGAAUCUUUAUUAAAGGAAGUCGUUCAGAAUGCCGAAGAUAGUAAAGCAACUGUUCUCGAGAUUUGUUUGGACAAGAGAAGAUACACAAUCACCGACGAUCUCGAUCCAGAGCUACCAAAGAACUUUGGAAAUUAUCUCGAGCCAUCACUGUAUGUUCCUUCGAUAAUCACACGAGAUUCAUUGUUCAUCUUUGAUCCUCUGAAAUCUCAUUUUUCAGUAGAGCAGAGUGCUGGUCGUUCAUACGAAUUCUCAAUUCGUGAUCAACUUGUCGACACUUUCAAACCAUUAAACUAUCCAAACUUCAAUCUUUCGCUUGACAAGGAAUUCGAACACACCAUCAUUCGUCUUCCACUCAGAAAAUCUGCAUCUGAGCUCUCUUCUAAUAUAUGGACUAUGGAAAAAAUCAACGAGACAUUCAAUAUGUACCAAUCGAGUGCAGAGAAUUGUUUACUUUUCCAACGCAACCUCAAGAAGAUCACAUUCUCUGUCAUUGAAGAUGAUAAUUCCAAUCAAGCAAAGACUCUUUAUUCAGUUGAGAGAAGAGUAACUGGUGGAUACAAUCCAAUCAAUCUUUUUAAUGAUAUUGAAAAUUUCAAUUGGGAAAAUAAAGAAAUUCCGAAAUCAUACUUUAUGGAUAUCAUUACCAAUGGAACUGUUACUAACAAAUGGUUUGUUGGAUGGAAGAUCGGUGCUGAACAAUCGAGUAAUCUCUUCAAGAUCUACGAGAAACUUCAUCAGAAAUCAAUUCCAUUGGGUAGUAUUGCGAUAUGUAUGGAUAAAGAGAUUAUAGGUGUUCCUUUCACAUAUUUACCAUUGCCGAAAUCCACCGAGUUACCUGUGAUGGUCAAUGGUAGUUUCAUUUUGAACUCAGCGAGACAAGAUGUUUUCAACUCUCUCGAGAACAACUACAAACUCGACGACUACAAACCGGAUUCAGAGAAAGAAAAGUCAUUGUGGAACAUUUCGAUUGUUACUGAGAUACUCUGUCCUCUAUAUCUCAACCUUUUGAACAACAUUGAAUUCAAGAAUCACUUUAUUGGAUCAAAGAUCAACAAUUUCUAUUCACUAUUCCCUCAUUCAAAAGCUACUCUUUGGAAUAGAAUAACUGAGUAUUUCUACCAGAACGUAUCGAAAUACUCUGUUUUUUCCAACAUCUACUCAAAUGAUUUUGGUGGUCUCUCAUACCUAUGGAAAUCAUUUGACAAAUCUUCGUUGGUAAUCAAAUCGGAAUAUAAAGAACCUUUAGAUGAUUUAAAUAUCAUAAAACUGCUUUUACAAGACAAAUGUCCUUUAGUACUGCUUCCCGAAGAAGUAUUUGAAAUGUUGCCGAAAGAUGUGGCACCCAUCCAAUUUAACGAAUCAAAUGUGGCUAAAUUCUAUAAAAAAGUUACGGAAAUCAGCUAUUUAUUGUCUAAUCCACCAAGACCUUCACUCUCAUGUAAGGAAAACAUCUUUACACUGGCUAAAUAUGUUCGAUCACUCUUAGAUACUCCAUUUAUGCUUCUCGAAUCCGAACUUACCGCUAUGAAGUUCGACUAUAAAUCCAGCAAACUCAUAUACAAUUCUGAAUAUUUCACACUGCUCCAAGAUGCAGAUCUAUUCAUUCAUCAUCGAUUUACAGAUAAUUCACUACUUGAGAAGCACACCCCAAUUUAUGGUCUGGAAAUACAAUUCCCAGAAUUCUUUAUUCAACACCUCAUUCCCAAACUCAAAUCAUACAAAACAUACGAAGAUUGUAUUCCAAUACUUUCUUCAUUGGUUCAACACUGGGGAGAAUUUAGCCAAUACAAUAUUGAUAAACUCAAACAACUUGAGCUCAUCCCAGUUCUUGGAAAUGAUGGAAACUCUGUCGUGAAGUUUAACUUGGUAUCGAAAUAUUACAAUGAAGAAGUACUCAAACUUAUUCAACCAAAGUAUCAUCUUCCACCAAUCUUUAAUGAAAAUAAUUAUCAAAUGAUCCUCUCAAAAUUGGGUCUCAAGAGUACUUUAAAUACCAAGAUUAUCAUACGGCAAUUCGAAACACUAUCGAAUGAUCCUGAUGCCAACAUGUUUGAAAAGCUAUACAAAUUUAUGACAACCACAUCGACUCUAACAAAAAUAGAUGUUUUCAAUAUCUUCGAAUCAAUUAAAGAUCUUCCAGUCAUUCCUUGUGUCCAAAUCAACAGAAUUGGAGCAGUCAAUCAACCAUUUGCCGCAAUAUCAAAGUCUUCGGAUCCUUCUCAUGAAGAAUAUACAUUCACAGUCUUGCCAACCAGACUAUAUCCAAAUCUUGAAUUUUCUCCCACUUUAAAUUUGGUUACCGUUGAAAUCCAUCUCAAGAAUCUACUUUUGAAUUCACAUAAAUGGGAUGAUUACAAUAUGAUUGAUUUUGAAUCGCUGGUAACUAAGGCAAUAGGAUAUCUUGGUAGUCAAUGGCAUUCCAUCCAGAAACCAUUACCAGAUUCAACAUUGUUUCCAAUUCAAUCACAAUUGGUUCCAAUCAAAGAUAUCAUUUUGACAAAGGAAAAUCUGUCUCCAUUCUUUCUCUCUAUUCAAAGCUCAAUCAAACAAUACGGCUCUAUUUUAGAAGGUUUAGGAUUCACUGGUAUCAAUGAUGAAAAGAUUGUUUGUAAAAUUUCAUCAAUGACCUCUAAAGUCAUAGGUGAAGAUUCCAUUCAAACGGUAAUCACACUUUUGCUACAUCUUCAAAAGGCUUCACCACCAGCACUGAUAGAUAAAUCCUGUAUUCUUCAAUCACAUUCAUUGGUCUAUUCUCGCCCACAUGGUCAAUCUGCUUCCUUACUUGAUAGAUGUCAAAUCACCAACAAACUUUUCCAAGUACAUCCUGAGCUUGAGAGACAUAAAACAUAUAUAAAGAUAUUUACUCUCUCAGACUUGGUUAAGGAAUCUCUCAACCAGGAAUUGUCCAAGGUUGAAAAUGUUUCUUCAUCUACAUUUGUCGACUUCCAUGACGAAGAUAUCAUAGAAAAAGUUAAAAGCAAUUCCAGAAACAGCAAAAUCAUUAAACUCCUACAAGAUCUCAAACUGUACAAAGGCAAAUUGGUCAGUAAAUUCACAUUGGUCAAUAACAACACUGAUGUUACCAAAGAAGCACAUGGAUCAGAAUAUAUCUAUGAUAAGGAGAACAAUUCACUCUACAUUCAAAGUGAAUUCUUUGAUUCUUUCCAUUAUUUGGGCUUCAUUGCUUUGAUUUUCGAUAUCAAUUCUAUGCACCUCUAUACUGAACUUCGGACACACAAAGAUCUAGUUUAUGAUAUCAAUCCAUUCCAUAUCUAUUCAUCUGGUGAAAAAGUUUAUUACUCAUCCGAUAAUAUUUCUUAUAACCCUGCCACCAUCAUCCAAAUGAAUGAAGACAGUAUAGAUGAAUACUCUGAACUUCGAUUCUACUUUAUCAGUUUGGAUGAUGAUGAAGAAUCGGUCUCAGCUCCUUUGGUCCAUCUCUUUAAAGAAGGUACCACCGAUGUCAGCAAGAUAACGAUGGAUCAUCAAGCAGUACAACAACUCUAUGAUGAAGUAAGAAUUAGUUUUGGUGAUGGUUUCGAAUGUAAUAGAAUCAAAGAUUUUGCAAAACAACUUGGAAUUACAAUAAUAUCACCAACAGUAAAUGAAAAUCAACUCGUCAUUCAUCGUGCAAAAAUCAACAUUCUAAAGACCUCUGUUUACACUCUUCAAAAAUCUAAAUACUCAUCGAGCGAACCAAACGAUGGGUAUUCAUUGAUUUUUAAAGAACAAUCAGCUCACGAUUUAGAAGUGGCAAGACAUUGCCAUCUGGGUGGAUUCUACUCUUCCGCCUGUUUCCAUGCUCAACAAUGUGUUGAAAAACUUUUCAAAGCAUAUUGUCACAAACAUGGAAUCUACUUUGACUUGCACAGUCACAAAAUCAACUACUAUCAAAUCAAAGAAGAUAUAGAUUGUAGUGAUGCUCGCAUUUUCGAAAGAUUCUAUAUUUCAACAAGAUAUCCCUCCCCCAACGGCUAUGAUACAACUGCGCCUUUUAAGAACUACAAUGAAAAUCAAUCGGAAGAUGCCAUCAAAAAAGCAUUAAUUUUAUGCCAUAAAUUAAAAGAUUUAAUUUAA